GCAUGGGAGGCUAUUUCUAAAAGAAGAUCACGGAGAGACACCCUACACAGAGACCUGCCAUGGCCGUGGACGCUGCGUCCAGUUUCAGUUUCUGUCGGGCUGCUCUGGAGCACACGCUCUCUGCUGAGGAGCUGAGCUAUGAGCUGCCUCGCCCGGGCGGGAGCCUGACCUGGCAUGACGGACGGGGGCAGCAGGCGGGCGGACGGACGGUGAAGCUGCUUCAGCAGCCUGGGACUGAAGCCCUGCAGCUGCGGCCUGGAGAGGCCUUCACAGUGUACCACACCAGCCCCACGCUCUCCAGUCUUUCCAAGCCUGUGGUCCUGUGGACGCAGCAGGACGUCUGCAAGUGGCUGAAGAAGCACUGUCCCCACAACUACCUGACCUACGUCGAGGCCUUCUCACACCACGCCAUCACAGGACGGGCUCUGCUGCGGCUGAACGGGGAGAAGCUGGAGCGCAUGGGCAUCGCGCAGGAGGCGCUGAGGCAGGAGGUGCUGCAGCAGGUGCUGCAGCUGCAGGUUCGAGAGGAGGUGCGCAACCUGCAGCUCCUCAGCCGAGCUUCCUUUGGAAACCUAUCUUAGCUCAUCCAUCCGUUUGGCAGCUUUCUCUGACACAAAGGAUCUCUCAUAGCUCUGGGAGGAACUGCACAGUCCAGAUAUGUGUAUGGAAGAUCAUGCCUUGAAUUGGAAAGGAGAAAUUCAUUUCUGCCAACUGGGAGAUACAGACUCAAAAAAGACAAUACUGUGUUCAGCAGAGAGACUGAUACUGUAAUAUAGUAAUCCAAUGUUAAGAUUGCUAACAACAGAAAAGCAGAAUCACAUCACUCAGAUUAUCAUCUUUUUGGAUUAUUUACUUGGGGUAGGUUGGUGGAUGUUACAGUUUGGGAAGGUGUUGGAAUGAAACUACCGAGUGGCUAUGAUAUAUCAGCAAUGAUAUAUUCUAGCAGGCCUGCACUUGUGCUCAAAUUCCAGCUAUUUAUUGGAACACAACCAUCAACUCCUUUCCUGUUACUACUCUUAUAUGCCACACAAUACCAUCUCAAACUGUUUCCCAGUGGAGUGCAUGAGUAGCCUUGCUGGCUGGAGGGCAAAAAAGGCUGAACAUUUGUGAAUGUUUAGCAAAUGUUUGUGAAUGUUUAUGCAGUUUGAAUGGUAAAUGGAAAAUGGUUGGCAUUUAUAUAGCGCCUUUAUCCAAAGCGCUGUACAAUUGAUGCCUCUCAUUCACCCAUUCAUACACACAUUCACACACCAACGGCGAUUGGCUCAGUUUAAUGAGGGUUCAUACCUUCAUGACUUCCUGGUCUUUUAUCUGGAUUGAUCUUUGUGACACAGCUGUAGGCCAACCCCAUCAGCUCAUCACCACUGAAUGUGGCUUCUCCAAUACCACAUCCUAACCUUUGGUUUAUAAUGCCAUUUUCAUCUCAGGAUUUAGGCAUAGAAAUUGAUAGCUUUGAUGUUUCUUCUUUAACUGAUGUGUUUACUACCCACAGAUCACCAUACUCUAAAGCAGUUACUGAUUCAGUAUAUUGCCACUCCUUUAUAAAGCCUCACCUUACAAACAAACAUGUAGCGAUUGAAAUAUUCACUCUAUGAACACCUCUACUGUAUAUCUGAUGUAUAUUUGAAUUUGUUGAAAAUACAAGGGAAAAAUGUAUUUAAGUUAAAAAAAUGUAAUGUUUUUAAAUUGUAUUCAAUAUAGGGACAAAUGAUUUCUGACUUUGAAAUGAUGUUCCCUCGCUUGAUAUUUGCUAGAGCAAUAAUUAAACAGGCAUUGAUUGUGAGUCCAGGAAUACUGUGAAAGCAUCUCCUCUGGUGAUGUCUGUUAUUUCAAAACUGUAGAGCUUUCACAAUAAUUGUAUUGUUAUUUCAGCAUUCCUUCUGAUAAUUACUCUUUGAAACAAAAAAGAGCAUUGAUCUCUGAAAGAAUUCCCCAUCUUUUAAAAUGAGAUUUGUGACUCGUCUUCCAUCGCCUUAUUUAUAUACAACAAAAAUAAACGUAUUCAUUCACAGUUAGUAUGCCAUAUGGUGAAGAUUGCCAGAUGAAAGCAAAAAAUACACCGUUUGAAUAGCAAUUGGUUCUACUGGUAACAAGAAGACAAUGAACCACUCCUAACAAAGCUGAAUCGCAUAAAAAUGAUAACUCUUAAUUUUUUAUGUGUAAAUCACUAAUUGAGCAGAUAUGUGGAAUGUUUGUAUUCCAAUUCUUGGUAUUCCGUCUUAUGGCAUAUAAACCUCCAUGAAUGAGAAGUCAGGCAGGUAUAGAAACUGAAAUUCAGUAAUUGUUAUUCUAAUGGAAACCAAUGGUCUGAUGUGAGUUUAGUGGCCAUGUUGAAUAGAAUUGAAUCAGAAUGUAGCACUCAGGAAUGUAAGUCCUGUAGCACUGUGAACAGUCAUUUAUGACUGAGAAACUAAGAUCAUCUGCAUGGACUUCACCUUGUUCAACAUGGUUGUGGCUAUUGGCUGACACACUAUUGGCAAGAUGAGAUUCAUCCUAUAAUAAUGAAUGCAAACCAGUAGGUGGAAUAUUGACGAACGACUCAUGUUUAUGUGACAGUACUACAGUUCACAAAUUCACAGAACACUAGAUGGUGAUACAUGUUUGUUUUCUUAGAAGCACAGUGCGUUGUCCGCCUGAUAUUAUUCAUGUUGCAUUUACAAACUGUAAUUUCCCACUCUAAAAGGGCACAGCAGUCAAAAUCUAUUUUGAUGUGUUGAAUGAAACAUGAACUAGAUGACAGAGCAAUGCUAGCCCUCAGCUGAACCCUGGUUCCCACCUCCGAUGAUGUAACUAUAACGAAGGCAACUGUGUUGUUGAAAGCCAAUGGGAGGAAAAGUAAUCUAUAUAUUUUUUAAAAAGUAUACAUCUGUGUAUCCUUGUGGAAUGCUCAUAGCUCAAUCCUGUACAAUAAGACAAAAUACAGUGAAAACCUGCUCAUUAUCAACCUUGUACUUUCUAAAACAGCAACAGCUCGGCGCAACAGCUCCCAGCUUCCUUCAUUGUAGCUAUAUCAAUGGAAACCCGGAGGGUGGUUUGAAUUUCGGGAACAUAGCUCUCACUCCUCGGGUUGAUGCCUCAGACAUAUUAUAAUACAACAUAUCAAUUAAUAGACUUUGACAGGAGCACCAUGCUAAGAGACGUCAAAGCGGGCGGCGGAUUAGAAUGAAAUGCAGACACAAACCUUCAGCUUCAACUGAGCUCUCACAUGGACCUGUCUUCCAGGCUGUCAUUGUUCCCUGCCUCACUGGCAAUUUUCCACACAAGUACAGUCACAAAUCUCCUCAGUAGACCCUGACUGUUUAGAGGUCAGAGAACCUGACUGUUAAACAGACAAACUUUCUUUUAUAGGGAAACUGGUGUUUUGUUCCAUUUUUGACACAUGAUGCAAAACGCAUAUGAAAAUGUCAUGUAAUUACCAGCUGUACAGGAUAUGGGGAAAUGUUCUUUUUUAAAUAAAAUAAAUCCAGACAUCUCA
This is a messenger RNA of Conger conger (European conger), 3472 nucleotides long. It is a transcript of the gene samd10b, whose product is annotated as sterile alpha motif domain containing 10b. The coding region runs from base 60 to 581 and encodes 173 amino acids. Gene Ontology annotation, cellular component: cytoplasmic side of plasma membrane. Gene Ontology annotation, molecular function: protein binding. The record is from RefSeq and is a predicted model, not a curated record. The transcript is spliced from 5 exons. NCBI's taxonomy places the organism in Eukaryota, Metazoa, Chordata, Actinopteri, Anguilliformes, Congridae. Gene Ontology annotation, biological process: cell surface receptor protein tyrosine kinase signaling pathway.